Molecule: messenger RNA, 2589 nt
Organism: Thyridium curvatum
Lineage: Eukaryota; Fungi; Ascomycota; Sordariomycetes; Thyridiales; Thyridiaceae
Exons: 1
Coding region: 1-2589 (862 amino acids)
Source: RefSeq, a predicted model, not a curated record
AUGGAGGAUCCAUGGGGCUCGCCAUGGACAGCCGUUGAUCCAAACCGCGACAGCCCGUCCAAACAACAGACCACCUCCGCCGCAUCCGACCUCGAGCUGUCCGCGCCCGCGCCCGCCUUCCUCAACGCCGCCACCUCGCAGGUGCCCAAGUUCACAGCCAACUUCUCCCCCUGGGCAGAAGACGACGGCGACAAUGGAUUCGGAGACUGGUCGUCCGCGUCACCCGCGCCGACGAGCUCGUGGAACACGGGAUGGAUGAGCAGCAGCGCGGCUGGUGCCGAAGGCCUCAGCCCGAAUCCGCAGCUCACCCCGACCCCGAAGCAGGACGAGUUCGCCAUCGCCAGUCCCAUAGCCUGGCCGGGGAGUACUGCGACAUCGCCCGGCCUCCGGGCAAAGUCCCGCUCCGACUCGACCUCACUCUUCCCCGCGCAUUCGCCCGACCCCUGGGCGCACGAUCUUAGCCCCCACCGCGGGGCGACGGCGCUCGAGCGCAAGCAGCAGGGUGCUCUACGAGAGCCCUCGCCGGUGCGAUUGGAUAGUGGAACUCCUCAAGAUUCCGGAAUCGUACCGAAUGUCCAAGACGAUGGGAAGAAGCAUGCGGAUUCUAUGCACAAGGACAAGAGCGAGGAGACACUUGCAAAGACGGAGGCUGCCGAGGCAGCGAUUGAGAAGCAGGCAGAAGAAUCGCACGCGGACAGAACGAGAGAAGACGAUACCAGCGCCAUUGAUCGGGCUGGAAUCGAAAGAACAUCGAGCUCUCGACCAUCCUCGCCCGAAUCUGUGGACAGCCAACCCGCGGGAACACGCCAGGACUCCCCGAUUACAUCCAUCGACGAGGAGGGCAGGGCACGGCCUCAGUUACAAGAACGAAAGGUCUCAUCUAAAGUCCAGGAUCUUGUUGAGAUGUACGAUGGGCUAGGCAGGAGAAUUGUCCACGAGCCACGGAUAUCUAAAUCAAGGGACGUGUCUAAAUCUAGGGACGAGUCUCAAUCUAGGGACGAGUCUAAGUCAAGGAACCGUUCGGACUCGGGUCGACAACCUAGCAUCAGUACCGAGCAGCCCUCGGAUGAUGGCGAUUUCGGUGACUUCGAAGAUGCAGCAAGUGUGGCGUCAGAGGUAGAAGAUGCCUCGGAAGAAUCACCAGAUGUCACACCCAAGAAAGCCAUUCCGAAGCAGGACAUUCUCUCGCCUUCGACGGCCGUUUCGGAUAUCGAGGAAACGGACACGCAGCGUACCAGUGGGGCUGAUGAGACAAAGACAACGGAGGAGAUAAAACGGCCAGAACCUGCAGAAUUCGCGGUGGAUCUUGGAUUGAUCUCUCAGCUAUUCAAGCUACCGGGCCAGACUUUCCCGGAGGACCCUGAACCAGCCACGAUACCCGACAAGAUCAUCACCGACUCGUUUACAACCAUAUCAGAACGAAAGACGUGGUAUCGGAUAUCACGCCUGGGUACACUUAGGAAACACAAUUACGGCGAUGACGAGAACUAUAAGCGCGUCUCAUGGAGCUCGUCGUGGAUCCACGCUGACACCAUCAAGAUCGUCCGCAGGUGGAUGGAAGAAGAUUCUAUCACGGGCCGGCCAACAUUCAAGGGCGGCGCGGGCAAGGGCAAGGGCAACAUGUUUGGAUGGGACUCGGCGGCUGAACCAGUCAGUCUCGACAAGGUCUUUGCCAUGAGAAAGACGGCCUCGCCGCGCAAGAAAGCCGCGCACAAGCCAGAACCCCUCCCAUUGCGGUCAUCCAUGUCUCUGGGGCGCAAAUCUAAUGAUUCAUCUGCCCUACCCGGCCCUGGCAAGCGCGCGUCGCUGAUCCAACCGCCGGAGCCGGCAAGCCCAUUCGCGUGGGCAUCGCCUCGGACCAGUGUCGCUUUGUCGAGCCCUGGAAUUACUCAGGCGUCUGUCGCACUCUCUACUGCGACACAGGCUGGUUCACAAGGGCCGGAAGGGCCGCAAGGGCCGCAAGGGCCGCAACUGGGAGGCACACUCCAGUCUACGCCGAUACCCAGCAAUCCUCCCAAACCUGGUCAGUCCCAGCCAACGAAAGACCUUGUCCAGGCUGAUGACGACGAUGACUGGGGAGAGAUGGUCGGCUCACCUCAAGACUCUGGUCCGCCCAUGGGUGCUUUCGAUGAGGCCAGUAAGGGGGAGGAGAAGACUGGGACAACUGCGCCUCCCGUGCCCCUUGGGCAAGGUCAACAACUUUCAAACCCCCGGGCUCCUGGGACAGCUUCAUCAUUGCUUGAGCCCCUCCCAGUUCAGCAGAGUCCCUUAGCCGGCACUCUAGCUACUUCAACGGCUCCGGCGACUACCGUUGAUCCCUGGCAGUCUGCCGACUUCUCGUUAUGGGACACACCCGGCACUUCAACCGCCGGCAACAUACCGCAGCCCCAGGCUACCAAGAUACCUGAAGCACCAAAACCACAUGCGGCUUCCUUUCCUAUUGGCCUCCAAUCUCCAGCCCUCUCAUCACCCCCUCUACCACACCCAGUGGCCGCCCCGGUAGCGGAGCAACAUCCUGAUGAUGCGGCUGAUGCACUCGUCAACCGCAUCAUCUCAAACCUACCAGACCUGUCGUACAUGUUGCGAUGA